This is a messenger RNA of Oikopleura dioica, 3006 nucleotides long. The record is from the annotation of a GenBank genome assembly. NCBI's taxonomy places the organism in Eukaryota, Metazoa, Chordata, Appendicularia, Copelata, Oikopleuridae.
AUGAAAGGACGGGAUGACAAAGAACAGACGAAUCCCAGAAGUAUUCAGGCGCCAAUCUACCCUCUUUCCGGAAACUCGCGAAAUGAAAACUCCAUGAAUCCGAAUUCUCCAAAUGGCUCCAACAUGCCGUUUCAUAGUCGCCCAGUGCCGUUUUUGGGCAGUGGAGCUAUCAUACAGCCCACUCUGCGACAUUCUUCGCCGCCCGGGCUGACCCCAAUUCGCCCCCAAAGCAACCUUCCUCCUCAUCAACCUUGGCUCCCGACUUCGCAAUAUCCCCGAAUCAGCCCAGAAAGACCACCAUCUCAGAUCGCUCGCCCUUGGACGCAAUCGCAAAUGACGAUUGUGCAGGGAACAAAUCAAAUGCCUCUUCAGCCAGGUCACAUGAUCAGAAUGCCGGACGGGAAGCUCGGAAAAGUCAUCAAAACUGGACAGAAUUUGAAUCAGGGGAGCCCCAAUUCCCUACGGAAUUUGUCUCAUAAUUCUCCGCCGCGCGCAACUCAGGUUCAAAAACAGAAAACGCAAAAACCUGCUUUUCGCCUCCACCAAUUCGAUUUUCUCGCAACUGCAAAUCAGAAUCAAAAGAAAGAUCCUCAAAAUCCUCCAAAAAAGCGAAAAUCCGAAAAAUCCGAGAAGGAGAAGGGAAAAAUGAAUCUUCCAGAUUUCAAGCGCAAGAAAAAACCGCCAAAAGAAGAGAAAAUUCGGUCGAAAACAAACUCUUCCCUGGUCCAAAAUCCAGCUCCAGCUCCGGCUACGGUUCAAAAGCAAAAACCACAGAAAGCGAUUUUAGUCGAAGAAAAGCCGAAAGAAAUAAAAGUCCGGCCGAUUCCUAACAUGGAAAAGAUCGAAAAAGAACUGUUGAAGCAAAAUAAGCCGAGGGUUGACGAAUGGGGACCGCUAGAAAUUGUCAAGCAGAGGAAGUUUCAAUGGCCAGCUUUACCGGAAGGUGUAGAAAUCGUGUGGAAUAACAGCUUCUACCAGCCAUUCAACCUGACGAAAAUCGCUGUAGACGAGCUGGAAAAAACGCUCCGGGAAAGCGUUUCAAGAGACAUCUUCGACGUCCGACGAUACAUCGAAAAAAUCAUCCAGAAUUCGAACAACUUCAUGGCCGACCCCGACGACAAACAGUUUCAGCAGCAAUUUUCCUUUCAAAAAGCGUCGAAGAUAAAAAUCUGGCGAUGUCCCAACUCGGCGUUUAUAUUCGAAGAUGACAGUCAUACGCUCAGAGUUACAGUAGCCAUGUGCCGGUCGGUGAAUGAAUGGUCGACGAAAAAGGGAAAACUGACUGAAAACGAAAGAAAAACGCAAGAAAACGGGCAAAAACCGUCGGAAAAAGGGCCAAAAGAGGUUGUAAAAGACCAAAUAGAGCUGAAAAAAGAAUCUCAAGCUCUGGAAACCGGGCAAAAAAUGCAGAAAAUCGGAGAAAAAACUGAAGAAGCCCAAGAAAUCAAAGAAGAAACGUCGUUUUUUGAAGAAAACUCAACCCUCUCUACACUAACGGAUGAUGAAGUUCCUACUUCUCCUCUCGGUUCUGAGCCAAACAGUAAUGCCGGAGAAGAGCCGGAGAAGAAAAGGGCGAAAAUUUCGAAAGCAGAUGCAAAAGAAAAGCUCUCAACAAUUGGCGAAAUUCAAGACUCUCCGUGCAUGCGAUAUCUGACCCGUCAAUACGCGAACAAGAAAAAAGACACUUUCAUCCGCCGCGGAAUUGGAGAAAACUACGUUUGCGGCGUCUGCGACAAGCUCUACUGGAAAGAUUUUCACAAUUUUCAGAAGUCCCAUUGCAACGAGAGAAGCUUGUAUUACGACGAGAAUGGCGAGUUUGAUGCGUCGCCCGAUUUGACCAGAAACAUUUCUUGCGCGUUUCAGGGGUUACGGCGGCUCUGUCCCGGCAAGGCUGUUACGGCGCAGACGUCAAUCGAGCAAAUUCUCCGGGAGAAGCGCGGCCUCAAGCCUUCGAGCUUCACCAAUUCUAAAAUCAUUCCAGAGUGGUAUCAUCGCUUGUUUUUGCCAUCUGACGAGUUCCGAGAGGUGAUGAUUUCACCUCAGACUGCUCGUCAUUUGUUGGAAAUUCUCUGGGGCGAUAUUCGGGAAAUGCUGCUUGAAGAAAUUGAGUGGGAAAAAAGUAGCAACAAGGACUAUUUGGAUGGAACUUUCAAGCAAUUGCGGAUGCGAUACGGGAAGAAUACGGUCAAGCGAGUGAUUCCUGGAGUCAGGGAAACAUGUGAUAGAUGCAAGACAUCCCUCUUCAACUCGCACUACAUCUGCACUUCCUGUGGCGGUACGAUUUGUCCAAAAUGCGCGAUGAAGAAAAUUCCUGGAACUGAUCUUAAGAAAAUCCAUCACUGCAGCUUCUGCCACAACCAUCGAACAAUUCCAGACGACCGAAACACGGUCCUGCCCAUUUCCUUCAUACCUAUCGAAUCCUUCAAAAACAUCUACGUGCUACUUCAAUUUAUCAUGUCCAGCAAUCCGAGCCACGAUGUUCCUGACGUUUGCCAUCCACUGUCAACCGAGCGCUACCUCAAAGACAAGAACGUCAUUCCCCAAGAGCUCGACUUGGUAGGAGAUAUCAACAAAAGCCAGCUCGAAGAACUCCUGAAGCUUGAGCAGCGAAAAAUCGACGAAAAGAUGAAAGCAGAUCUACUCAAGGACAUUGAGAAAAUCUUGGUCGAUCCCCUUUCGGACUUUGAAAGCUCCGAUUCUGACAAUGAUCCUGCCAUUUCCCCUAGUGGCGAUGAGCUGAGCCCUUCUGAUUUGGACAAAAUCAACAAAAUCGAGCAACGAAUCGACUCCUCGGGAAAAGUGCAUUCACGCUUCAAAGCAAAGGUUGAAAUCAUCGACACAAAGCAUUUCCGUGACACUCCGAAUUCUGUGAUUCAUCUCGACGGCAAAAAAUCAAAGGCACUGGGUUUCAUUACUCUUCAUGUAGGGAGAGCUUUCUGUGUAAUCUUUACUUUCUUUGAAAUUUUUGGUGAUAAUCUUGAUAACUUUCGGAACUCGCAGGUGUGA